CUCUGGUCGUCGCUGAUGCCCUUCUCACUGCUCUGUCCCCUAGGCCAUGGAGAGUGUCACUGUGGGGAGUGCAAGUGCCACACAGGCUACAUUGGGGACAACUGCAACUGUUCCACCGAGACCGCCGGCUGUGUCUCCAGCGAUGGGCAGAUGUGCAGCGGCCGCGGCAACUGCAUCUGUGGGAGGUGCCAGUGCACCGAGCCUGGAGCGUUUGGAGAGACCUGCGAGAAGUGUCCCACCUGCCCAGGGGUCUGCAGCACCAAAAGGGACUGCAUUGAAUGCAAGCUGUUUAACUCAGGAAGACUGGAUAACCAAACCUGCCAAAAGCACUGCAAGGAUGAGCUCAUCACCACUGUGGAUGUUCUCAAAACGGAUGACCCCAACGCAAUCCUGUGUGCCUACCCUGUGAACAACUGCGUCAUGAAGUUCACCUACUCGGAGCUUGCCAAUGGGAAGUCCAACCUCACCGUCCUCAAGGAGCCAGAAUGCAGCUCAGCCCCCAGUGCCGUGACCAUUGUGCUGGCUGUCAUUGGCAGCGUGGUGCUGAUUGGCACCAUCCUGCUGGGACUCUGGAAGCUGCUUGUCACCAUUCACGACAGGAGGGAGUUUGACCGAUUCCAGAGCGAACGCACCCGGGCGAGAUAUGAAAUGGCAUCCAAUCCUCUCUACCGAAAGCCCAUUUCUACGCAUAAUGUAGAGUUCACAUUCAACAAGCUCAACAAAUCUUACAACGGUACAGUUGACUGAUCAGGUCUCAGCACGUGGGACCGCUGUGGACAAUUGCUUGACUGUAUUUGCUGCUUCUCGACUUGAAGAUGGGAUCUUCUUCAGGGAAGAAAAUACUUUACAACAGGACUGGUCGAUGACACGAGCCUGUUAUUUGCACAGUAAGGAGAAAAGCAGCAUGUGUGCUGUCUGAUUUGGGACAUGCCGAUGCCAUGGCAGGCUCACCAGUUGUGCUCAUGGAUUCUGAGCCCUGUGACUCCACAGCCCAGGUUUCUGGAUCUAUGAAACCUGCCAACGAAGAGAACCAAGUGCCACAUUGCAGCUUUAGACAUAUCCCAUCCCACUAGAAAGGGUGAGUAGGCCAAAAUCAGGGGAAGUCAUGGCAUUGCAGGUUGGGAGGGGGGAAUUAGCUUAAAAAGAGGAGGGUGUUGGAAGCAUUUGUGUAAGAAAUUAGGAUACAAGAGUUCUGCAGUCUUUAGAAUUUUUUUUUAUAUAAAAACAAAAUAAAACUAUUGUGCAUAUAUGAUGCUAAA
Meleagris gallopavo (turkey) is the source of this 1259-nucleotide messenger RNA. The record is from RefSeq and is a predicted model, not a curated record. NCBI's taxonomy places the organism in Eukaryota, Metazoa, Chordata, Aves, Galliformes, Phasianidae.